Molecule: messenger RNA, 501 nt
Organism: Erythranthe guttata (spotted monkey flower)
Lineage: Eukaryota; Viridiplantae; Streptophyta; Magnoliopsida; Lamiales; Phrymaceae
Product: transcription factor
Cellular component (GO): EKC/KEOPS complex
Source: RefSeq, a predicted model, not a curated record
AGAACCCGGUUCAGUGUUUGCCCUAAAAUUUGUACCUCCUCCAGUUUUCGCUGUGCAGUUUCAAAUUGGCACUUUGUGAAGAUGGAUGCUUCAGCUGCUGACGUCACACCUCAAGCUCCGACCAAAUGGGAUUUCAGUUGCAACUUGGAAGUAGAUUACGAGUCCGAUGAAAUUGCCCGUAUUGUUUACGCUGCACUAGCUGUCGAUAAGGAGUUACAACCAGAUAAGGUAAAGAGGCAGAUGAAAGUCGCUAAUGGAAAGCUUUAUGUGCAUUUUGAGGCAACCGAAGCAAGAUUUCUGCGUGCAUCGUAUAGCUCGUUUGUUGAUAUUCUUACACUCGCCACCAAGACAGUCGAAGAAUUUGGUCAAGGGAUCAUGUUGUGACAUUCAAGAUUUGCUAUUUACAACAACCGUAUAAGUAUCAAAACCUUAUACGGUUGUACUUUAUUGUACUGCAUACGAUUUACUGCCGAUUGAGUUUCUUGAUUUUUCUCGACUAUA